Pocillopora meandrina is the source of this 1823-nucleotide messenger RNA. Lineage: Eukaryota; Metazoa; Cnidaria; Anthozoa; Scleractinia; Pocilloporidae. The record is from the annotation of a GenBank genome assembly.
AGCAUGGUGGCGGGCUUCCUCCUAAAGGCCAUUAACAUUAAGUUAGCUCUUAUACAUCCAAUCUCAUUUAUUUCUUAAGUUGUCAGCUCCGAAAAGAGGGUAACGAAAGGCCUUGAAAUAUGGUUGAAAUUGUGAUAAGAGAGAUCCCCGUGCUCGGUUCAAAGUCACGCGAUAUCACCGCAGUCACGCUUGAGAUCGCGAUUCUGAAGUUAUGGAUUAGUUCAAAACAAUGAUUUUGGAAUGGCCGAAGAACCAUUCAGCAUCCAGAAGGUGCAGGGAUACGACAAUAUUUAUUUGUUUCGGGAGAGGUUCUUUGAUUCUCCAAAUCAAGCUAACAUUUGGCUGGUCAAAGGCACCGAGAAAGAUUUGGUAAUCGACACAGGGAUUGGAUUGUGGAAUCUCCCUGAUUUUCUCAAACAACAAAGUUUGAUUGGCGACAAGCCUGUGGAAGCCGUCGCUACUCACGUUCAUUUUGAUCACUCAGGAGGACUCUAUCAGUUCGAAAACUUCGCCAUUCACAGCCGGGAGGCCGAAGCCAUUCGCCAUGGCAACAACUACGAAACAGUCUCGAUUUUUACAACUACGGCGGAGAUUUCCGUUCUCCCUCACGAGGGAUGGAACAUUCAAGACUACCAUGUGAAAUCAGCUCAGCCAUUCGAAGUUUUAGAAGAAGGAUAUGAAUUUGAUCUUGGAGACCGAAAAUUGCGCGUGCUUCAUUUCCCCGGUCACUCUCGUGGCAGUAUCGGGUUAGUGGAUGAACAAGCAAAGAUAUUGUUUAGUGGUGACACCAUGUACGAUGGAUAUUUAAUCGACUGGCUCCCUUACAGCGACAUUACUGCCUAUGUUCAGACGUGCAGAAGACUACAAGAACUAUCAAGCCAAGUAGAUACAGUUUUUCCCGGCCAUUUUAACUCUUUUGACGGGAAACGACUCCAUUCAUUAGCUACUGAUUACAUCUCCAGGGCAGGGACUUGUCACAAAGUUUCUUCAGCUCUAAUGAAGGGUGUUGCCUCUAUGGUGUUGAAAGCUAAACAUUCUGGUAACAUUCCUGCAAAGUUUUGUUACCACGCUUGCUGCUGCUGCUGCUUCCUGGUGUAAAUUUAGUCAGCCCACUGGGGUAAUAUACAAAUCUCCCUUCUUCUCCCCAACUCCACCCAGAAAAAGGUGUAGUCCCCCUUUACGAGUGAUAGAAUUUCCUUUUCUAUUUUAGGGAUAAAAUUUGUGAAUUUCUGCUUGCUUUUGAGGCUGCAUUAACCUAAAAUGACAACAACUAGUGCUGUAGCAGUACCUCAUAGAGGUCUGAGGUUGUCAGAAAAAUGGUUUAAACUGUAAUUAGAGAAACUUCAUCAAAUUGCCUCUCAUUUUAAAAUUUUCGCUGCUAUUAGCUGUUUGAGAAUUGUUUCCUUUCAGAGAUUAAAACAGAUUUGGGCCAUGCCCACAAAACAAGAUUAGACUUGGCUUCAACUGACUCACUACUAAGAUCUAAAAUUCAGUUCUCCUCACUGUCUAUCAUACAAUUCUUAGUAUUUCAGUGUUGAGAAUUUGGUGUUGAAUCCAACCCAUUCUCACUAAUUUAUGUUUUUCCUUCUCCUUUUAACCUUUCUGCUUGAAAAUGUUGUGAAAUUGUAAGGAGAAUUCUUCUUUGGUCACUCCUGGUGAGUGAGGAGAGUGAGUGAAAGACUUAAAAAGGCUUUUUGAAAUUUUCUUAAAGAUGCCCUGAUAUAUAUCAAUGGGAGAGCAUCUUCCAGUGACAGGAACCCCUUAUAGGACUGGCACUUGAGUCAAAUGUGCUUGUUAGAUAUAUAGUUUCGCUGGAUAGUUUA